Messenger RNA from Aspergillus mulundensis, 2319 nucleotides. It is a transcript of the gene pmt4, whose product is annotated as dolichyl-phosphate-mannose-protein mannosyltransferase. Gene Ontology annotation, molecular function: dolichyl-phosphate-mannose-protein mannosyltransferase activity. The record is from RefSeq and is a predicted model, not a curated record. The transcript is spliced from 3 exons. Gene Ontology annotation, biological process: protein O-linked glycosylation via mannose. Gene Ontology annotation, cellular component: endoplasmic reticulum; membrane. The coding region runs from base 1 to 2319 and encodes 772 amino acids. NCBI's taxonomy places the organism in Eukaryota, Fungi, Ascomycota, Eurotiomycetes, Eurotiales, Aspergillaceae.
AUGUCUUCCUCGCCCUCUCUGCGUAAGAGGGGCGGCAAGAGAGAGGAAACUCCGGUGCCCUCUGACCGUUCUCUUACUCCUUCAGCUUCUAAAUUGAGUGCUACGCCGCGCUCAGAAUGGGACUAUCGGCUGGCCAUUACCAUUCUGACAGUGCUGGCUUUUAUUACCCGGUUCUACAAGAUCUCCUAUCCUGACCAAGUCGUUUUCGAUGAGGUGCAUUUUGGAAAGUUCGCUUCUUACUACCUCCGACGGACCUACUUCUUCGAUGUUCAUCCCCCUUUCGCCAAACUCCUGCUGGCCUUCACCGGAUGGCUAGUCGGCUACGAUGGCCACUUCCUGUUUGAGAACAUCGGGGAGUCCUACAUUGAGAACAAGGUCCCUUACGUCGCCCUCCGUGCUAUGCCCGCCGCCCUCGGUGCCCUCACGAUCCCCGUGAUAUUCCUGAUUAUGUGGGAGUCUGGCUACUCCCUGCCGGCAUGUGUCUUGGCCUCGGGACUUAUCUUAUUCGACAAUGCCCACGUUGGCGAGGACCGAUUGAUCUUGCUGGACUCGACUCUAGUCAUUACCAUGGCCCUGAGCAUCCUGUGCUACAUUCGGUUCUACAAACUGCGCCACGAGCCUUUUGGACGCAAGUGGUGGAAGUGGCUUCUUCUGACCGGCGUGUCGUUGAGCUGCGUUAUCUCCACCAAGUACGUGGGCGUCUUCACCUUUGUUACUAUCGGCUCGGCUGUCAUGGUUGAUCUGUGGAACUUGCUGGACAUCCGGAGACAAGGCGGCGCCCUGAGCAUGUUUGAAUGGAGCAAGCACUUUGCGGCCCGCUUCUUCUCUCUCGUCGUUAUCCCAUUUUUCUUCUACCUAUUCUGGUUCCAGGUUCACUUUGCGAUCCUGACACACUCCGGUCCCGGUGAUGACUUCAUGACGCCUGCCUUCCAGGAGACACUGAGUGACAACGCCAUGUCUGCGCAGUCGGUCAGUAUCGAGUACUUUGACUCCAUCUCUAUGCGCCACAAGGACACAAAGGUUUUCUUGCACAGUCAUCCCGACACCUACCCCCUACGCUACGAUGAUGGUCGUAUUUCCAGCCAGGGCCAGCAAGUGACCGGAUACCCCUACAACGAUACCAACAACCACUGGCAAAUCAUUCCCACAGUUCCUCUGGAUGAGAACGAUGAGAAGAGCCGCAAGGUACGCAACGGCGAUGUUGUUCAGCUUCGUCACGUGGCUACUGAUACCAUUCUCCUCACCCACGACGUUGCCUCGCCUUAUUAUCCUACCAAUCAGGAGUUUACCACCGUUUCGCAUGAACUCGCUGAUGGAAAGAGGCACAACGACACACUGUUCGAGAUCAAGGUUGAGCAUGGCAAAUCUAAGCAGGAAUUCCGCACAUUGUCUAGCCAGUUCAAAUUGGUUCACGUACCUACCAAGGUCGCGAUGUGGACUCACACGACUCCUCUGCCUGACUGGGCUUUCAAGCAAGCCGAGAUCAAUGGUAACAAGAAUGUCUUGCAGAGCAGCAACAUCUGGUUUGUGGAAGCUGUUGAAUCCCUGGAAGAGGAUAGCCCGCGCCUCAAGAAGGAAGAGCGCAAGGUCAAGCAUCUGCCUUUCUGGAGAAAGUACCUCGAGCUGCAGCGCGCCAUGUUUUUCCAUAACAACGCCCUGACCAGCAGCCACCCUUAUGCCAGCGAGCCGUUCCAGUGGCCUUUCCUUCUGCGCGGUGUCAGCUUCUGGACCAAGAACGACACCCGUGAGCAGAUUUACUUCCUGGGUAAUCCCGUUGGAUGGUGGAUCUCUAGCAGUCUUUUGGCCGUGUUUGCCGGUGUUAUCGGUGCUGACCAAUUGUCUUUGCGUCGCGGUGUUGAUGCUGUUGAAGAAAUCUGGGGCACGGGCUCCCGGUCCCGCCUGUACAACAGCACGGGCUUCCUGUUCCUCUGCUGGGCCGCCCACUAUUUCCCCUUCUGGCUAAUGGGUCGUCAACGUUUCCUGCACCACUACCUCCCGGCGCACGUCGCCUCAGCACUUGUAACGGGCGCCCUGAUCGAAUUCAUCUUCAACAUCCAGCCAAUUUCCGUCCCAGCAACUAUCCCAGUCGGCGUGGAUGACCCUACAGGCAAGGCAAAGGUCCGCCGCUUCGUCACCGCUAGAGAGCGCAUGGGCGUCAAGUCCCUUGUCGCCGGUUGGAUCGCGUCCCUGACCAUCCUGGCCGCCACCAUCUGGGGAUUCUGGUUCUUUGCUCCCUUGACCUAUGGAACGCCUGGGUUGGAUGUUGCCCAGGUUAACGCCAGGAAAUGGCUUGGCUAUGACUUGCACUUUGCGAAAUAG